GCCAGAUGGGGGCCACAGGGAGCCUACAGCCUACGUCUGACCUGGACUGAAAUGUAGGUGAGAGACAAGAUUGGCUCACAUCCUGGGAAAUAACCUAGGUCGGAACUCUAGCAGGAGCCACAGCCUCUCCCUGGGGUAAAGUGUUCACCACAGUAACAAGCGAAAGAGGAAGGUAAUGCUUCAGUCUUCAGCAAGGUAAGGACUUGAGGGCUGCCGAGCUUCUCCCUGAUCCUUUGUUCCUGCUUAUUCAAAGCGGACCCCAAAGGAGAAGUCACAGCAAAGAAGUUGCCACCAAGCAGCCCAAGAGGCCUGGAAGCAAACCUGGAGGUGAGACCUGGAGAAAGCUGGAACCAUGCUGACCUUGUGUCCUAUGAAGAGGCAGAUUCAAAACCUGGGAAGCCUGCCGUCAGUGCAGAUGAGGGAGAUGGGAGUCCCCAAAUCUGCCGUGUAUGCGGGGAUAAGGCGACUGGUUACCACUUCAAUGUCAUGACAUGUGAAGGAUGCAAGGGCUUUUUCAGGAGAGCCAUGAAACGCAACACCUGGCUGAGGUGCCCCUUCCGGAAGGGCACCUGCGAAAUCACCCGGAAGACCCGGCGCCAGUGCCAGGCCUGCCGGCUCCGCAAGUGCCUGGAGAGCGGGAUGAAGAAGGAGAUGAUCAUGUCCGAUGCCGCUGUGGAGCAGAGACGGGCUCUGAUCAGGAGGAAAAAGAGAGAACGGAUGGGCACUCAGCCCCUGGGAGCCAAGGGGCUGACUCAGGAGCAGCAGACAAUGAUCAGAGAGCUGAUGGAUGCUCAGAUGAAAACCUUCGACACCACCUUCUCCAAUUUCAAGGACUUCCGGCUGCCAGAAGCGCCCAGCAGUGGUCACGAGGUUCCGGAAUCCCUGCAGCCUGCAGCAGGGGAAGAAGCUGCCAAGUGGAGCCAGAUCAGGGGAGAUCUGUGCUCACUGAAGGUCUCUCUGCGGCUGCGGGGGGAAGACGGCAGCGUCUGGAACUACAGACCCCAACCUGAUAGCAGCGGGAGAGAGAUCUUUUCCCUGCUGCCCCACAUGGCUGACAUGUCAACCUACAUGUUCAAAGGCAUCAUCAACUUUGCCAAAGUCAUCUCCCCCUUCAGGGAUUUGCCUAUCGAGGACCAGAUCUCCCUGCUAAAGGGGGCCACCUUUGAGCUGUGCCAGCUGAGAUUCAACACGGUGUUCAACGCAGAGACGGGAACCUGGGAGUGUGGUCGGCUGUCCUACUGCUUGGAAGACCCCGCAGGUGGCUUCCAGCAGCUUCUCCUGGAGCCGGUGCUGAAGUUCCACUACAGGCUGAAGAAGCUGCAGCUGCAUAGGGAGGAGUACGUGCUGAUGCAGGCCAUCUCUCUUUUCUCUCCAGGUGACGACCCCACCUGGCCUGCUUGGCCACUCCCCCCAGGCCCCCCCAGCCCCAGGCUUGCUUGCACUCCCUCAGCUUUAGGAGGAGGCGCAGGCCCACCCCUGCCCUCCCCAGGGAGGGUCCCAGCCUCUGGCCUUGUCCCCGUUUGCUGCAUGGCCAGGAGGGGGUCCCUGGCUGGCUUCUCCCUGGGUCGGUGGGGUGGUGUCCCCUCUGAGUGCCACCCUCCCUUCCCCGCCUGGGUGCCUCUGGCUCCAGAAGGUGGCAUUUGCGUUCUCUGGCUGGCCCCGAUCUUGUCUUUGCCCCCACGGCCUUGCUGGCACCACGCUGUCUUCCCAUCCCCCGCAGACCGCCCAGGUGUGGUGCAGCGCAGCGUGGUGGACCAGCUGCAGGAGAGAUUUGCCAUUGCCCUGAAGGCCUACAUCGAGUGCAGCCGGCCCCAGCCUGCCCACCGGUUCCUGUUCCUGAAGAUCAUGGCCAUGCUCACCGAGCUCCGCAGCAUCAAUGCCCAGCACACCCAGAGGCUGCUGCGCAUUCAAGACAUACACCCGUUCGCCAGCCCCCUCAUGCGGGAGCUGUUUGGCAUCUCAGAUGGCUGA
Enhydra lutris kenyoni (northern sea otter) is the source of this 1971-nucleotide messenger RNA. RefSeq names its product nuclear receptor subfamily 1 group I member 2. Gene Ontology annotation, biological process: positive regulation of transcription by RNA polymerase II; cell differentiation; negative regulation of transcription by RNA polymerase II. Gene Ontology annotation, molecular function: RNA polymerase II cis-regulatory region sequence-specific DNA binding; zinc ion binding; nuclear receptor activity. The record is from RefSeq and is a predicted model, not a curated record. Lineage: Eukaryota; Metazoa; Chordata; Mammalia; Carnivora; Mustelidae.